AUGGCCACCAGCUUGAAGAGAAAACAUUCCGAACUUCAAGCGGAAGUGAGACAGCUUCGUAACUCAAACGCUGCUUUGAACACAUUAUUUCAGGCUUUGCGAUCUCGAAAAGCUCACGAGGCCGGAGCAAUACUACAGAGCAUCCGCGAAGGUGACGAUGUGGAGACCAUCAUCCAAUCGAUGAUCGCCGGAGAUGUUCUGCUUCAGCUGCAGGACUGCCCAAAGAAGAGCGUCGGCUUUCAUGGCAUCAAGAUCGUUCUUUCGGAGACAAUUCAGCCGACACUGGUGCAAUCGAUAACCUGGCGCAAAGGAACUCGCCUGCAGUACCGACACCGACUACUUAAAACACUCAUGCAGUGA
Messenger RNA from Diaporthe amygdali, 360 nucleotides. RefSeq lists its product as uncharacterized. The coding region runs from base 1 to 360 and encodes 119 amino acids. The transcript is spliced from 2 exons. NCBI's taxonomy places the organism in Eukaryota, Fungi, Ascomycota, Sordariomycetes, Diaporthales, Diaporthaceae. The record is from RefSeq and is a predicted model, not a curated record.